Messenger RNA from Mytilus californianus (California mussel), 1853 nucleotides. Its product is annotated as E3 ubiquitin-protein ligase TRIM22-like. The record is from RefSeq and is a predicted model, not a curated record. Gene Ontology annotation, molecular function: zinc ion binding. The coding region runs from base 68 to 1756 and encodes 562 amino acids. The transcript is spliced from 2 exons. NCBI's taxonomy places the organism in Eukaryota, Metazoa, Mollusca, Bivalvia, Mytilida, Mytilidae.
ACAAAAUGAAGAAGGUGUAUCUGGACAAAUACACAAAAUAGCUGGUAUCAAAUUACAGAUAGACCAAAUGGCUUCAGGAACGCGUGUGCCCUGUGGUCCGUGCAUGUAUGAAGACGCGACGAAGGACGCGAAAAGAUGGUGUUCGAAUUGUAAAGAAGGAUUAUGUGAAGAUUGCGAAAAAGUUCACAGAAAAAGCAAAAUAUCAAGAAAACAUAAAGUGAUUUCAAUAGAGGAUUAUCGGAAAAUUGAAAAUGUUUCUAUCUCGCAGGUCUGUGAGCAGCAUGGAGAAAACCUGGAGUGGUUCUGUAAAACGCACGACGAAGUCCUAUGUAUGGUGUGUGUCCCGUCAGAACACAAGGCAUGUUCUGACAUCAUAUCAAUUAAUGUUGCUUCAAAAAAUGCAAGACAAUCAACUGCAUUAUCUGACCUAGAGGAGGCAAUUGAGGGAACUCUGCGCAACGUGAAACAAUGUAUAAUGAAUCGCGAAUCGGCUACAAAGGACAUCGAAAAACAGGAAUUGGCAAUCAAAACCACGAUACGUGAAACGAGAACAAAAAUAGAUGGCCACCUCGACAAUCUGCAGGAAAAAUUGCUACGCGACAUAAAAUCUACAUCCUGCACUUGUAGAUCAAAAUAUACGAAAUUUCUUCAGAAGCUAAAUUCAACAGAAGAAAUGCUGACCAAACUAAGGGAACAAACACUACACAUGAAACAAUUUUCUUCUGAUAUACAAGUGUUUCUGGGAACACGUCAGGUUAAUCAGCAGAUUGCUAGCGAGGUGGAAUAUAUCAAGAGUGAAAUUGGUGCUACCAAGGAUUAUGAAUUAAAAUUAGCUAUUCAUAGCCUGAUCGAAAAAAUAUCAAUUAAGGUUGAAGAAUUUGGGCAAAUAAAGGUCGUUGAAUGCACUGGCAACGUAAAUUAUAGAGACCAAAAAAUGGAUCAAGCUCAAAUUGGGAUCAACGUUCGAAAAUCAAAAAACAUAUCCGACGUGAAACUUCAGCUAAUUAAAACAUUUCAAAUCCAGAGGAAAAAUGAAAUAGAUAUUUCAGGUUGUGUCAUAUUGCCUAACGGUCAUUUAUUGAUUGCAAAUAACACACAAGAAAAGUAUUUGAUAGUGUACAGUGAUACCGGUGAACAUAUCCGUGACAUUCCAGUCUCUGCGAGGCCGUUUGAUAUCACAGUGAUAGACUCUAAUCGUAUUGUUGUGACAUACACGGACACGAAAUUCAUAGAAAUAAUGAACAGCAAUUCUUUCAACGUUGAAAAGAGAAUAAAAUUGAAGAACAGUUGUUUCGGAAUAUCAAUAGAGGAUGGGAGACUUUACAUAACACGUGGAAAUACAAUACAUAUCCUGGAUCUAUCAGGAACACAACUGGAAACAUUAAAAGUAAAAUCUGAUAGUGCACUUUAUAUCACAACUAGCAGAGACAGGAUAUUUUACACAGAUUGCGCCAAUAACAGUGUGCAUUGCUGUAGUUUGGAAGGAGAAGAUGUAUGGCAGUUCAACAGUGAGUCGAUUGCAUGUCCUUACGAUGUAGCAGUAGACAAUUACAAUAAUGUGUACGUUGUAGGUUUUAGUUCAAAUAAUCUUACUAUAAUACAACAGGAUGGGAAAGACAGUAAGACACUAUUGACCGAAUCGGAUGGACUUGAUAUGCCAUCUACUGUGUACUAUGGAAAAGAGAAAAGAACCUUACUUAUAUGUAAUGAAAACGGAAAGGUUGUGUUGUACAAAGCUCGGUACAAAGUAAUUUAAAAGUUUUCAAAUCAUAUUGCUUCUGGCGUUGUAGACAUUGCCUAUCUGCAUACCACUAUUUGUCAUUAUUUUACUUUAAUACAAGAUAUCGGUUAUA